AUGGCUGCCCCACCCAAUAUGGAGGAAGGUCAAUCAUCUACCAGACCACCACGCUUCAAUGGACAAUACUAUGGGUGGUGGAAGAAUCGCAUGCAUGAUUGUAUCAAUGCUGAAGACACUGAGUUGUGGGACGUGAUUUUUGAUGGACCGUACAUUACCUCAAAGGAAGUGAAAGAUGGAGAGCUCACUACAAGAGUUAUCAAAACCAGAAAGGAGUAUAAUGAAACGGACAGGAAGAAGAUAGAGAAAAAUUAUAAAGCAAAAAUGAUUCUAGUAUGUGGAAUCGGGUCAGAUGAGUACAAUCGAAUAUAUGCCUUUCGGAAGAUUCUCAAAGUGCUUCCCAAGUCAUCGGAAAGCAAAGUGAACGCUAUAACUGAAGCAAAAGAUUUGAAGACUCUUGCCAUUGAUGAACUGGAGGGAAAGAAGGAGAAAUCAGUUGCUUUGAAAACAUCUCAAAACGAUGUGACUGAGGAGGAGGAUGAAAUGGCAUAUGUCACUAGAAGGUUUCAGAAGAUUAUUAAGAAGCAUGGAGGCUUUCAAAAGAAAGCUUUGACUAGCAGAGCAGACUUCAGACCUCACAGAAGGGACCAGGUCCUAGACCAUGCCAAGAGGAAAGCUCUUGCUGAUCAACUGGUGAAGAAAGCUUUGGUUGUAUGGGGAAAUGCAUCUAGAGAGUCCGAGGAAGAGAUAGAUAGUCCAAAUGAUGUCUCGAUGAUGGCUGUGGAAGAUGAUGAAACUGUUUACAAUUCAAUUUUCUCACUAAUGGAAAAAUCUGACGAUGAAAAGGAUCUGAAUGAGGUAACCCUUUUCGAUCUCAAGGAUGAUCUAGAUACUCUUCCCAUUAAUAGAUUGAGAAAACUUGUUGCUCUAUUAAUUGACUCAGUUGAUGAACUAACUUCUAAAAAUUUGACAACUAGUGAAAUGUUGAGUUUGUGCAAGGAUGAAAACUCAGCUCUCAACUCUCAAAUAUCUGAAAUGAGUGUUAGGAUAGGUAUCAUUGAGACUGGUAGUCUGGAACCCAACGAGGAACCUGGAAUAUCUAAGGGUGGGAAGCGAAAACUCAGUAACUUUGAGGUUGAACUAGAAGAGAAACUUAAUACCUCUAAGUCUAAGUUAGUUGCCUCCCUGGAAAGGAACUCUCAACUAGUGAAGGAUUUGUGUAAGAUCAAAGAAGAGUUGAACCACUCCCUCAAAUGGACUGACUCGUCUAAGAUACUCUCUAACUUAGCAAAUCAGAAGUUCAACAGCAGAAAGGGAUUAGGUUGUAGACAGAUAGAGCCUCCCUACAAUCCUUAUAGUAAGUAUGUGUCUAUCUCUGACAACCUCUUGUGUACCCGCUGUGGAAAAAAUGGUCAUAUGAAAGAAAAAUGUGAGAUUUUGAGAGGAGUAAAAGAAAGGCAAGAGAAGUUUAUUAAAUCAAGAAGGGUUUUUGAGAAAAAGAAAAAGAGGAGAGGAAGCAGUAAGUGCUGGUACAUGGAUAGUGGAUGCUCAAGGCACAUGACUGGAGACACUCUAAACUUCCUCUCUUUGGAAGCACACCAAGAUGGUGGUGUGUCAUUUGGUGGUGGAAAGAAGGGUUUUAUUCUUGGAAUUGGUAAGAUAGGAAGAAGAGCUGAUCAUUCCAUAGACAAUGUACACUAUGUGGAUGGUUUGAAAUACAAUCUCUUGAGUGUAUCUCAAAUCUGCAACAAGGGAAAUGAAGUCAAGUUCAUGUCUGAUAGGUGUCUGGUUACAAACUGUGCAACAAAAAGGGUUGUUAUGUCUGCCAAAAGAGUCAAAAAUACGUAUGUUGCAUAUCUUGACUCUAUUGAAGGGGACAGUCUUUCAUGCCUUAGCGCUCAAACUGAUGAUGCAAAUCUAUGGCAUCGGCGAUUGGGUCAUGUAAGUACUUCCUUGUUAAACAAGCUUGUUGCAGGGGACCUGGUCUGUGGAUUGCCAAAGAUGAAGUUCUCAAAUGAUAACGUAUGUGAUGCCUGUACAAGAUCAUCCUUUAAAGUCAAGAAAGGCACGAGCACAACCAGACCUCUGGAGCUUCUUCACAUGGACCUGUGUGGACCAGUCAGAAUUCAAAGCAGAGGAGGUAAGAAGUAUAUUCUUGUAGUUGUUGAUGAUUUCUCUAGGUUCACCUGGAACAUGUUUCUUCGGACUAAGGAUGAGACGACCGAACUUCUAAUCACAUUUGCCAAAGUUAUUCAAUUGAAGGCCACCUGCAAGAUUGCUAGUAUCAGAUCUGACCAUGGCACAAAGUUUUAG
Messenger RNA from Solanum verrucosum, 2253 nucleotides. RefSeq lists its product as uncharacterized. The transcript has 5 exons. The record is from RefSeq and is a predicted model, not a curated record. Gene Ontology annotation, molecular function: nucleic acid binding; zinc ion binding. Bases 1 to 2253 code for a protein of 750 amino acids. Gene Ontology annotation, biological process: DNA integration. Lineage: Eukaryota; Viridiplantae; Streptophyta; Magnoliopsida; Solanales; Solanaceae.